UCAUGGUUUCUGGGGCUAGCAGCUACAGACUGGAUUUCCAACAAGUAUAAACAAAAAUCGAAUGGGUAUAAACAUUACGUACCUAUUAUCAGAUUUUAUUUUUUACCUCCAUUAUCUACCCGCGCACCUAUGAGCCCCUAUGGCUGCAGGCUAGAUUCAACCCUCCGAAUCCCGGCAUGUCUCGAUCGAUUCCCUUUACAGCUUGUUCAAAGCAUAAAUAUUUUAUUACGGAAUAAUUAGCAAUUACUAGUGGCUGGCGUGAGUCGUUGAUAUUAUUAAGUCAUUAUUAUAAACGGCACGAGAACUCUUGUAAUGGACAACUCGGACGACCUAAAAUCAGAAAUUUUUGAUCCAAUCAUAACCGAAGACGACCCCGAAACGGACCAACUAAACAAUGCCGAUGUAGUUCUGCCUACUAACAACACAAAUAUAAUAGCAGAGCUAUCUGAUGUUCCGCCAGCUAUACAAAUAGAUGAAAAUAAUGAGCAAUCCAGCAAAGACAUGAUAGUAACAAGUUCUCAAUAUUUAAAUACUAAAUGCAAUAUGGCUAGUAGUGAUGAUACAGAAUAUUGGAAUUCACACGCAACAAUGGUAACUCCUCCAAAUUUAUGUAAUCAUAAUAUAAUAGAGGGAACUUAUUCUAAAGAAAUUAAGGACAUAGAAAUUUCAUCAUCAGCAGAGACCUUAGAAGAUAAACUUAAAUCGCCAAUGGAUUCUGAUGAAGAAACAGAUGAUAUAAACAUUUCAACUGAUAUUCAGUAUGUACGAUGUAUAGCUGCCAUCAAACUAAAAGACACAAAAAUAAUAGAGAUUUCAAUACUUGAUCCAUAUUUCAAAGUAGAUGUGAAAUCUGAAGGCUCACUCAGUGGUUACAUUGCCGAUCACUCUGGGUCAUCAAUAAGUUCAACAAUUGAAGAAAAGUUUUUAAUUCCAAAAGUUCCCUCUUAUUCUAUUUUAUCUGUUUCAUCUUCAAGCAGCAGUAGUUCUUCAAAUGUCCAUUUACAGCAAAUAAAAUCAAAACAAAAGAAAAUUACUUUAAUGUCAAAAAAUAAUUUGUCUUACACAUCACUGUCAUGUCCCAAAUGCAAAUAUUUAUUUCCGACUGUUAAACAUCUACCAGAUUAUAAUGAUGCAAAAUAUGAAGGAAACACUGCAAUGUACCCAGAAAUGUGUAAUUCUAAAAAUACAAAAAAUUCAAACAGUAAAAGAAAAAAUGAAGAAAUAAAUAAAACACAUGACGUUAAACUGGAAAAAGAAACAAUUAUUACUGAAGAUAAAGAUAAUGAACUUAUUACAAAACAAGAAUUGGAACAAAUACCUGAUACUCAGCUUGUAAUUGAUAGCAAAAUAACAGUUUCCUUUGAUAUUGGAUCAAAAGUAUUUGCGUAUUGGAUUGGAGACAAAAUGUUUUAUCCAGCAACUAUUAUUGAUAGAACAUUUCCUAAAUUUAAAGUAGAAUUUUUGUCUGACCAUCUUAUAAAGUCCUUAACUGAAGAUGGUCUCGUACACAGUGAUGCUUUAAGAACAGAAAUGUCCAUUGGAGUCAUUGACAAUGUAUCACAAGAAUAUAAAGUUGGUGAUAUCAUCACAAUUCCCAAAAUAAUUGAUGACGAACAAAAGUACAAAAUUGAUUUUGGUUCUGAAAUAGUUGAUGUUCCAUUUGAAAAAUUAGUAUUGAACACGGAGCAAGCCAAAAUGGUACAAGAAUUAACAGUUCAUAAAAAUGUUCAUGAUCUUAGCUCUUCUGAGGCGUCUACGGGUAAAAGAAUUCGACUAUCUCGUUCAACCAACAUAAAAAAAAACUUGUUAAAUAAAACAGCUAAUGAAUCAACUAAACGUAAAAAAUGUAAGCAAACUGAUGUUGAAAAAAAACGUAAAUGCUUAUUUCCUAAACAUGUCGAGCCUAAAGAUGUGCCCAGUACGAGUACUGGUAUUACCGUAGAAGCUGGUUUUAAUGCUCAUAGUAGGCGUUCUCUAUCUGAAUCUGAAUUUGAGGAUAACAGGGAAGAUGUAUGUACUAUUGAUAUGUCAAAAUUGAAUGAUUCUCAAAUCGAUAGUGAAUAUUCAUCUGCUGAAUCUGUGACCAAAAUAGAUUGUAAUGAAAAUACUAAAAUUAAAAAAGUAUUUUCCAAUCUAAAUUUUGUUAUAACUUACUCAAAAUAUAAACGACGGCCAAUGCCAGAUGAUAGUGACAAGAGUUCUGAAGACAAUGACGACACAACUCAAGAUCCUUACGAUGCUUCAGCUGUGGAUAAAAGGUCUUUGAAUAAAAAAAUAAUGAAGUAUGGUGGCACAACAUUUCGGCGGGUAAAUGAAGUACCCAAAAGCUUAUUGAAAUCUUGUUACCUCAUCACAGAUACACCAUCACAAACCUGCAAUUUUUUUUUGGCUUUAGCUCUUGGUGUACCAGCCUACCAUAUAAAUUUAAUUCAUCAAGCAGUUGAAGGAAAAAGAAUGUUUAAUGAAGUGAUAUCUGGUGUUAAGCCAAUAUCAAAUGGUUAUUCAUUAGAACAAAAGAAAAUGAUUUACCGUUCUCCAAACGCGGUCCGUUCAAAAAUAUUUGAUGGAUUCAUAAUAUAUGUAGCUUUGGGAGAAAAAUGGGAAACCAAAUUUUGGGCUUCACUGUUGACAUUCACUGGAGCCAUAGUUUAUACAUCGUGGAAAAACGGGAUAAAAAAGCCGUUAACAAGCCACACCACUGUUAUAUUAACAGAUAAAAAUUGUCCAAUAGAACUUCAAAGAGCUGAUGUACCAAAGGUAAGUAAAAUUUGGGUAAAUCAAUGUUUAAUAUGCGAAUCAGCCAGGCCUCUCGAUGGACAUGACGACUUUAUUGCUUUUUCAGACAUAGAUUAAAAUAAAUUUUGACAGUGAUACGUUUAAUACUCUGUUUAUAAUUAUUAGUUUUACAUUAACUACAUAUAUUUGUAUUAUUAUUUAUGUUCUUAAUUUAUUUAUAUAUUUUACUAAUAAAAACGAAAAGAAAAAUAUACAUUCUAACGUUUACAUUCAAA
Messenger RNA from Adelges cooleyi (spruce gall adelgid), 3011 nucleotides. RefSeq names its product TP53-binding protein 1-like. The record is from RefSeq and is a predicted model, not a curated record. NCBI's taxonomy places the organism in Eukaryota, Metazoa, Arthropoda, Insecta, Hemiptera, Adelgidae. Bases 313 to 2853 code for a protein of 846 amino acids. The transcript has 15 exons.